This is a messenger RNA of Fusarium oxysporum Fo47, 1197 nucleotides long. RefSeq lists its product as uncharacterized. The record is from RefSeq and is a predicted model, not a curated record. The coding region runs from base 1 to 1197 and encodes 398 amino acids. The transcript has a single exon. NCBI's taxonomy places the organism in Eukaryota, Fungi, Ascomycota, Sordariomycetes, Hypocreales, Nectriaceae.
AUGGGCUUCACCGCAGGAUCCUGGAAGAAUGAACGGGACCUAUUUGAGCUUGUUUGUUCAACGAACAGCUGUCACGCAACUGACCCGCGCGGUAGGAUUUUUGCGUUAAUUAGCCUGGCGGGCGACAGGACUUAUGGUAUUGUACCAGACUAUCAUAAAACUGAGUCAGAAGUCUUCACAGAGUUUACCCUAAAGGUUUUAUCAGAAACAAAGAAGCUUGCGAUGCUGAAUUAUUCUGAUGUGGAAGAUCCCAAUCAUAAAGAGCAACUUCCUCUUUGGGCGCCGAGGUGGCAUCCCAAGGACUGGCCUGACUUUUACGACAUGAGUGACUAUGGCUUCAAAUGUUCGAAUAAUAUGGAGAUUGCAUUGGGGUCACCGAUCAACAUUCAGGUCUUACAUUUAAAGGGCCUGUAUGUCGACAAGGUCAAAAUGAUAAAAGAUUGGACCCCAGUGCUAGAUCAAAAUGUCAUUGCUAUCGGUAGCAUGGUCAUUGAUCAUGAACGCCUUUUGAACGAUCAAUACGGACAGGAUAUAAUCAGGCCAUUUGUUUUGACAAUGAUGAGUGGCCGAGUCCGACCUGCUGUUUUUGGUAUUCUACACCAGGACCGCCCAGAGGAUGACUGCCAUCUCAACUACUUCAUAGCGUUUAUGAUAAAACUCCUUCUUACAUCUUUGGCCGAAGACGAUGAUGAUCAACAUUAUCAGAGAAAAAUUCUCCGAUUGAUCAAGAUGGCGGUCGACUUAAGUCCUUUAGCAACACAUAGUGAGCCCACCUGGAAGGAGCCUGAGACCUGGGAGUUCUUCAACAAUACGUUGACUAACCUCUACCCACACGAUAAAGAAACUGUACCAUCCUACCUUGAGGUUCUUCGGAGUUUGUCCUGCAAUACCAAAGACGACUUUGUGGCCUUGUUGCAGAAUAUUGGACAUUGUUUCCAGAGAAAAUUCUUCAUUACGGAAAGGGGUUAUAUUGGCACUGGUCCUCGCUCUUUAGAGCUCGGAGACUCUGUAUGCAUUCUCUUCGGGGGUGACGCUCGGUACAUCGUUCGCCCAAGGUCACCCUCCAGCGAUGAGUAUAUAUUUCUUGGCAACACAUAUGUACAUGGAAUUAUGGAAAGGGAGGCUACCACUACUUGGGAGGAGCAGAAGGAUUCUCAGGAUCCAAAAUUCCAAGAACGGCUGUUCAAGCUGAUAUGA